Aplosporella prunicola CBS 121167 is the source of this 1180-nucleotide messenger RNA. RefSeq lists its product as uncharacterized. Lineage: Eukaryota; Fungi; Ascomycota; Dothideomycetes; Botryosphaeriales; Aplosporellaceae. Bases 121 to 1044 code for a protein of 307 amino acids. Gene Ontology annotation, biological process: proteasome-mediated ubiquitin-dependent protein catabolic process. The transcript is spliced from 4 exons. Gene Ontology annotation, cellular component: proteasome regulatory particle, base subcomplex; nucleus; cytosol. Gene Ontology annotation, molecular function: polyubiquitin modification-dependent protein binding. The record is from RefSeq and is a predicted model, not a curated record.
CAUCACCGCCGUUCCCCGCUACAUCUCUCCCUUGCUCCAAGACCGCUCCUGCACUCGCUUUGGGCCAGAACUUCUGUCUCUCUACUUUCCAAAUACCGUAAAUCAGCUACAGUAUUCAAGAUGGGGUUGGAGGCGACUAUGAUAGUGGUCGACAACAGCGAGAGCAGCAGAAACGGAGAUUAUGUUCCCUCACGAUUUGCGGCGCAAGAGGACGCCGUCAACCUCAUCUUCUCCGCAAAGAUCCAGGCGAACCCGGAAUCAUCGGUCGGCCUGAUGAGCAUGGGCGGUAGCGGCCCCGAGGUCCUCACGACCCUGACCACGGAUAUGGGCAAGAUACUGGAUGGCCUGCACCGCACGAAGAUAAGAGGAUCUCCGCACUUCUCGACCGGCAUCAACAUUGCUGCGCUAGCACUCAAGCACCGCCAGAACAAGUCCCAACGCCAGCGCAUCAUCGUCUUCACCUGCAGCACCCUCGAGGAAGACUCCAAGGCGCUGGUCAAGCUGGCCAAGCGCAUGAAGAAGAACAACAUCAACGUCGACAUCAUUGCUUUCGGAGACCUGGGCGACGACAACAUUGCCAAACUCGAGUCCUUCAACGAGAACGUCAAGGGCGGCGACGGCUCCCACCUCGCCAUCAUCCCACCCUCAUCCAACCUACUCAGUGAUGCCAUCGUCACCACGCCGAUAAUAGGCGGAGAGGCCAGCUCCGGCAGUGCCGGUGGCGCGGGCGCGGGCGCUGGUGGUGACACCGGCACCAACGACUUCGAGUUCGGUGUUGAUCCCAGCAUGGAUCCGGAGCUCGCGCUGGCUCUGCGCAUGAGUUACGAAGAGGAGAAGGCAAGGCAGGAGCGCGAGAAGAAGGUGCAGGAAGCGAAGGACGGCAAGUCGGAGCUGGAGGGCAUUGCCGAGGAGGGCGGCGACGAGAAGCAGCCGCUGCUGGACAAGAACGGCGAAGCGAGUGGCUCUGGCUCUGGAAGCGGCUCCGCCAACAAGGAGAACGACAAGAAAGACAAGGACGACGGUGACCGGAUGGACACGGCAUGAUUUUCUGCGGACAUGUGCAUGGAGUAGGCUCGGGUUACAUUAGAUUCACACGCUGGCUUUGGGCGUGUUGGAAGUUGUUAUGACCCUUUGCAGGCAUAAUUCAUUGAAGAAGGCAUAGCUAAGCCUUCAUUUAUCG